Molecule: messenger RNA, 900 nt
Organism: Salvia splendens (bonfire salvia)
Lineage: Eukaryota; Viridiplantae; Streptophyta; Magnoliopsida; Lamiales; Lamiaceae
Exons: 1
Coding region: 1-900 (299 amino acids)
Source: RefSeq, a predicted model, not a curated record
AUGAGGUGCAAGAAACACCCGGCCGAUCAGAGCUGCAGCGUCGGCGUCUGCGCCUCCUGCCUCCGCGAACGCCUCGUCGCCGUCAUCGCCGCGCAAACGCAGGCUCACGCGCUUAAACAUGCGCUACAAGAUUGCCGCAAAUCUGACUCACAGCUGCCGCAGCCUCCGUUGUUUCCCCGCUCUGUUUCGCCCUACAUUUCGCGCCGGAAAUCAGAAAACGCCCCCGCUGCGGCGACGUGUCGGACUCACGGAGAGCACCACCUCUUCUACAGCACUCCCCAAUUAGGGCCUCACCGCUCAAUUACUGUCGAGAUUAAGAAAAAAUCGAGGAAUCGGUUUUCCUCUAUGUUUUGGGGGUUUUUCAGAUCGAAGCCGGAGAGGAAACCAGAUUUCGGUCUCGAUCCGGUUGCCGAUCCUACGGUUUCGGUCAAUUCAAGCUCGGCUUCGCCAGCGUGGUUCCCUAACAUCAUCCGCGGCCGCCGGAAAAAGAAGGUCUCGACGUUCUUAAUCGACGAAUCCGCGUUCCGAACCGGCAAUAAUCGCGGGAGGGGGAUGUCUCCGGCGAGAAACGCUGAUCAAUUCGACGAACAUUGUGACGGCGUAACGAGCGGCUACUCCUCCGACUCGAAAGGCUGGAGGCAGACGCCGCGGAGGACGCAGACGUCGGCGCGGCGGGGGGGAGGCAGAGCGGCGUCGCACGGCAGAAGCCUAUCAAGUCUGACGUUCUGCCUGAGCCCGCUCGUGCGGCCCAGCCCGAACCGCCACUGGAAUCAGAAGGCAGCUCCGCCAGAGGCCGGAGACCCUAGGACGACGCCGAAGGCGCACCUCUCCACAGCGGUGUCGUUUUGCAAAAACCGCUCCCGAAAACUCGCGGAUAUCGGGAGAUACCCAAAUGGUUGA